AUGCGAUCAUUCAUUAAGUCUCAUAGGAAGUCUAACUCGCUGGAGAGUGACUCCGAUAUAGACUUCAAACAACUAAAACGGAAAAAUGCAUCCACGUCACAACUCUCGCCGCCUAGAUACAACACAGAUUACUACGACCCUGUGACAUCAUCUCCGAAGACGCCAACCCAUUCACAUACCACCAGCGAUUCGCUCCCGCAGAAACACUCGCCUGGGUUUGAAUCAUUGCAUAGGCUGUUCAACAAUAAGCUCUUCAAGAAAGCAUCUAACUCAAGCUUGAACUCGUACUUAGCUAACACUGAUAGUCAGUCCCGUAGAUCCUCAAAGGACCAAGACCCUCUAGCUCCAUCGUUUCAUGUGUUGAAGACAUCGUCAAACCCUGCGUCACAGGACUCAGAACUGCCAGUUAUAAAAGGUGUUAUAACACACACUUGGGGUAACCACUCGAAACAUAACGAUCCUCAUGUUAUAGUGCUGAAUGACCCAAAGACCAGUUUUGAGACGCUACGAUCUAGCGAUUUAGAACCACCACCCAGGUUAACUAGCAAAACAACAAGAAGCUCUGUAUCUUCUGAGAGAUCAUGGAGCACCAGAGAUCACUCCAUGUCACCGCCAUUAACUUCAAUAAAUCAAGACAUAGACAUACCCGAGGAUAUGGCGACGAGGAGUAAGAACACGCUGAUAAACAAGAAGAAGAUGGAAAAUAGACAAGCAAGAAUACAUUCUAAUGAUGACCUGAUUGCGAUGCGCAAGAAUAGCUCAGACACUCUCCCGCAAACUGCAGAAUUUUUUGCGAGUGAUAAAUUACCUGGAGAUAGUACUCCAAUUUUAGAGAUUCCUGAAUCUCCGCCACCAGUAAUCACUCUUGAAAAGUAUAACUCCAGUUUAAGUGACGCUAAAGAACUCUCUAGGAGUAAAAACGUAAGGUCAAACAGAACGUCAGUCGUAUCAAUGACACAAUCGGAGGAAUCUCGAUGGUCUAAUCAUUUGAUGGUAAACUCGAAUCAUAACCAAAAUAAAUUAAGAGAUAGUGAUGAUAGUGACUACUCCAACGCUAUUGAUGAAGAAGAUGACGAUGACGCUGACGAUGAUGAUGAGGCAUCGCAAUUUUCUUUCGAAUACAGCAACUUAAGUGGCCGCACUCCCUCUGUGAAAUACUAUUCGAAACCUGAACCAAAACAAAUGGUCUAUAUUGAUGACCUUUAUGAUGAUGAGGACUUUGAUGAGGAUAUGAAUUACUAUGAUGAAAAUGAGGUUUCUGAAUUUUUACAAGAAGAGAUGGCCAGUAAUAAGAAUAAUAUAAAUACUGAUACAUCUGUUCUGAAAGAUUUAUCGUCUCCUUCGAUCAAUGAUCAUUCUAAUGAGAAACCAAUAUACAAACCGACUAUUCAAAUGAGAGUAAACAAGCCCAAGGUUCAUCGAUAUAAUGAUUUGUUUGCAUUAUCUGAUGAGGACGAUCCGAGCUUUAAUGAUGAUGACGAAUUCGAUGAGGAUGAAGAGGAAGGUGGAGAUGACAAUGAUGAAGAAGAUGAGAUAGAUGAAGAGUACGAUCAAAAAGUUUCCGACGAAUGUGGGCAGAGUAUUGAACUCCAAUCUGAUGAUAUCCAUAGCGAUUAUGGUGUCGAGUACUAUAAUGAUUUUGGAGGAGACUUAAACUUGCAGAAUGAUGUCCAGAAACAUCACAUUAAUAAGGAGCAGCAAUAUAUUUCUGAUGAAGAAUUUGACGAUGCUAUUACAGAUUUUAAUAUGGCAAAACAUAUUAUUGAAGAAGAAGUGGUUUUGGACAAAGCAGAAGCUUUGAGGUAUCAAAAGGACGCUGAACCCGUACAAUCUAAGACAAGUGAAGAUGUAGUAAACUAUGUGGAUGAAGAUUCCAACUUACGUAUUAAUGAAAAGCUAGAAAAAGGAGAUGUUACAUAUCAAAAACCUACACUGUUGACAGAAGUUAAAAACAAGCAAUUUCAAAAGAAACCAGUUGCAUCAUUUGCUGAUAUUUUUAAUCUAGAAAGUGACUCGGAAGAAGAUAUUAAUAAUGAAGAUGGGUUGACAGGGUUAUCGGACGUGGGUCUAGACGAAGAUGAUGCUGUCUCUAGCCCGAUAUUACAAAGCCCCUUCGAGUCCCAAUCGUUGGCUGAAGGAUUAGUAUCACCUGUAAUAUGCACACCUGGGAAACCAAAUAUAAUUAAUAAACAAAUUAUUCCUACCAUCAAAUGUGAGCCUUCUUCCCCGCAAGAGAAAACAAUUGAAAAUAAUAAGUCUCAUACAGCCUCAAAUUUCAAGGAAUACGGACUGAAUCACCCGCUUCCUCCUCCUGCAAGAUCUCAAGCUUUGAAAUUUCAUGAUUUAAACUCAGAACUAGACUCGGAAUUACCAGCGCUAAUGAGCAACCUUUAUUUCAUUGAUGAAACUGAGGAGGAUGCUUAUAAUGAAUUAAAUGAUGUAACAAGGGAUGAGGAUGAAUAUCUUGAUGAGAUUAACACAGUCCCAGAGGAUUUUAAUUUUUCGGAUACAGAAAAUGAUAACAAUGCGGCAAAGAGAAUGCUCAGAAGAUCGAAUAAAGGCAGUUUCAGAUCUACUUACAGUUUUACUGAUAAACCUCAAGGUGUAACUACGGAAUCUAGUCCUAUCAAGAAUAAAUUGGAGGUUAAUAACAAAACUGUUACUUUCUUUAGCAGCCCAGGAUGGUCUAAAUCUCCUGGAUCUGAGAUAGGAAUGCAAAGAUCUAAGUCACCAGUUAAACCUUCUUCUGGCUACCGUCCUUUUGGUCAAGGCUCUAAACAAUUUCCUAUAACACCUUCUCACGAACCAAAUUACUCGAUCGAAGAGGAUCGAAUAGCAUCUACGGAUGAAAUUCUAGAAAGUCGUACUCCACCCACCACGUACAUGGCACCUUCACCGGCCUUUAUUCCAAAUUACUCUUUGAGUCCAAUUCAAGAGGCGUCAUCAUCUGUUACAAAUUCUCCUAAAAGAUGA
This is a messenger RNA of Nakaseomyces glabratus, 2973 nucleotides long. It is a transcript of the gene ZRG8, whose product is annotated as Zrg8p. The record is from RefSeq and is a predicted model, not a curated record. NCBI's taxonomy places the organism in Eukaryota, Fungi, Ascomycota, Saccharomycetes, Saccharomycetales, Saccharomycetaceae.